AUGCCCUUUUCCCACAACCUGUCAAAUCAGGGCCGUCUGGCUCACGUCUCUCACGCGGAGAUGCCGGAGCCCACUGAUCGUAUACAGUCCGAUCCUAUGACGGCCUCCCCAAAGUCAUUGCCUUGCCGUGUCUCUGAGGAGAGCAUCAGGACUGAAUUUUGCGAGGGACCAGUCGACAGCCCGUAUAGCCCAGCCACUCCUGAGAGGAAGCUCCCCAGUGCCUUGACCUACGAUCGAGCUGAGCUCAUGCAUCUCUUAAAGAGGACAGAAAGUCCAAAUUGGGUGCCCGGUCGCCAUCUUGAGUCACGGCUUUAUGAAGACGAAGUACAGCCAUCCCAACAGACACCUCGAACGUUAAUUUUAAACGGGUCAUGCUUGCUUUCCCCACCUGCAACUGCUCAAGAGAAGCAAGACGCUGUCUUUUAUCGUUAUUCCAGUACUGUUCAUGGCAGGAGUAGAGGGGACGAUGGACCGAGUCCCUACGUGGGCCAAAUCGACUUAGAGAACGGAUUGCCAAAUCCAGAGGAAUUGCAACGGUCCAAGCGAAAACAAGAAUCAAGGCAAGCCGGACAAAAAUCACCUAAUGGCGACCGCAUUGCUCAUGAUAUCGGGGACGAAGCUUUAGGGGGCGAUGGUCAGAGAUUCGAAAAGAACAAGAAAACGUCACGAUCUCACAAAUCGCCUCCUGGAGGCUCGUACCGCAUUCCAGAGAAGGGACAACUCCAAAUCGUCAUCAAAAACCAGAACAAAACAGCUGUCAAACUCUUUCUGGUUCCAUAUGAUUUGACAGGCAUGGAAGCGGGCACAAAGACGUUCAUCCGCCAGCGGAGUUACUCUGCGGGACCCAUCAUUGACGGCCUUGAGAGUACAGUGCCGGACGGCCCUCCUAUUCUUCGAUAUUUGAUCCAUCUCCAUAUUUGCAGCCCGUCAAAAGGUCGUUUUUAUUUGUACAAGGACAUCAGGGUCGUGUUUGCCAAUCGGGUCCCAGACGGCACCGAGAAGCUUCGUAAUGAAGUCACGUACCCAGAGCCGCGGUACAUGCCAUACAGAACAUUGCGAACAAGCAACUUAUCGUCUACUCCAACAAAUAACUCUGUUGCUCCAAAACCGUCACAGCAUGCUCCGGGUUUGGCUGCCGACAGACAGGAUGAGAACCAGUCCGACACUCGUCAACCAAGUCAAGACGCAGAAUAUCUCAAUACUUGUCUCCAUUUCCCCCGACCCACAGCCAUGGCAGCCGGUAGUGAUGCCAUGACCGGACUAGCGCUGACGGGACCUCCAGCUCUGUUGGGUAGAUACGACAAGCUCAACAGGGGAGACGUUGGAUAUGGCGGUAAUCCUUUUGGCUACGUUACAGACGGGCGCCCUGGGUCAGCAGAGAGUCUUCUUUCAAAGCGGCUUCGGUCAUUGGGUGUACAGAGUCUCGUGACGGAUGAUGGUGUAGAAGAUGUGGUCAAUGGACCGAUCAGCACGACAAGGGAAUGACUGGAGAACAGAAGCCUAAAUAGUUUCUGGAAUUCCCGAUUUUGG
Molecule: messenger RNA, 1530 nt
Organism: Neurospora crassa OR74A
Lineage: Eukaryota; Fungi; Ascomycota; Sordariomycetes; Sordariales; Sordariaceae
Exons: 3
Coding region: 1-1485 (494 amino acids)
Source: RefSeq, a predicted model, not a curated record